Molecule: messenger RNA, 2620 nt
Organism: Aplosporella prunicola CBS 121167
Lineage: Eukaryota; Fungi; Ascomycota; Dothideomycetes; Botryosphaeriales; Aplosporellaceae
Exons: 2
Coding region: 17-2620 (867 amino acids)
Source: RefSeq, a predicted model, not a curated record
UCUCAAUCACUUCAUCAUGUCGGAAAAACCUGCAGACAUGGAAGGGCCCUGGCUCUGCGACAUUUGCAAGGUCAUACAAUUUGAUGACGUCGCAUUUGGGGGGAAGGUUGCUAGAAAUUUCAGCUUCGUCUCCGGAGAGUUGUUAAUUCGAAAACUCAUGUACUUCGACGAAGAUCUGUUUGGCUUUUCCGAUGGCGAUAGCGAUGGUUACCAUAUUUCAAGUAGGAAUAGUUCUUCGGUGGACAGCUUAGGAUUUCAUAUUGACAGCUCAGAAAUCGAUGACCAAAACAAAAGUCACAGCGAAGAAGGUGAAGGAAAAUGCGGAAGUGGUCAGAGAGAAGAACAAGAGCACGGGUUUGAGGAACAUGAGCACGGACUCGAGGAACAAGAGCAUGGGCUUGAAGAACAAGAGCAUGGACUUGAAGAACAAGAGCAUGGACUUGAAGAUCAAAGCAUUGUUCCUGUGAGAAGCUCCGUCGAUAAGGAACUGGAAAGCACGGGAGGACCCGGUAGUACGCGGAGAACUCCGACAUCAAGCUUUUUUGGAAAAAACAUUGAAGAAUCUACGUCGGAGGGAAGUGAGUGGGAAGAUUAUAGCAGCGAUGAGGAUGAGGAUGGGUCGGGUGACGUCCCAAAGAUGCGCAAGUUGAAGUUCUGGGAACGGGAAUUUCGCCGUCCAAUUCCGUACGAAAGGCAGGACGUGCUUCCAGGACUACCGAGCUUAAAGGAAGGCAGCGAAAACGGAUGCAGUUUCUGCCAGUUGCUCCGGUCUUCAAUCUUAAAGCAGAUCCAGGACAAAGUAAUCCAGGUCCCCGCACACUUGAAUAGCUCCGACACGGUCAAUGUCUUUAUAGAAGGUGCCUUCUACCAAUGGGAGAAGGAAUUCUUACCAUCAGCAAUCAUACGUGAUGAUGAAGACGAGAGCCCCACGAAUGAGCUUCGUGGGCUUGUGAUAGCUAUAUCUCUGGAGAGACUAGAACCCCAUUUUCUGUAUUUUAAGACAUAUGCAAGUCCAGGGCAACUUUCUUCGUGGCUGCGUAUUAUGGAUAAUAACAUCCCAUGCGCCGACCCGCUCUCUGAUGAAGGAAUAGCGAGGAUAUCCGCAUGGCUCCAAGAAAGCGAUUUGUGUUCGGAAGCACAAAGAACAGACGACUUCGUACCAACAAGGCUACUCGACGUUGGAGAGGGACCUGUAUUUCAGGAUCCGCGUUUAGUAUUGUUUCCUAAAGGCACUGGACCGCUUCGAUACGCAACACUAAGCUACUGCUGGGGCGAUCCCCAUAUACCCUUUCUCAAGACAAACAAAAGUUCCUUGGGACACCAUAUGGAGAGGAUAAUUCUUGACGAAACCCCUGACACCUUCAAAGACGCAAUUGCCGUUACUAGAAAGCUUGGAUUACAAUAUAUCUGGAUUGAUGCGCUUUGCAUAGUUCAAGACGACCCGGAAGAUUGGAACACUGAAGCAUCGAAAAUGGCGCAAAUCUAUCAAGGCAGCUAUGUCACAGUCAUUGCAUUACGAGCGAGUUCGGUCCAUGAACGUUUCGCACAACCACAUGACUACGCUCGGGCUUUGAUUCCAUAUACGUCUUCGUUGGGUAAAGGUAUUUCCGGGCAUAUCUGGCUACAAGAUCAAUCUUCGUCUGCUUUCAAAGACCGUGUCUCAUUCGUAAAUGAGCACGACAAUUCGGAUUGGUGCAAAAGGGGCUGGACAUACCAGGAAGAGCUUCUGUCUCAACGGAAAAUUUUCUUCGGUCCCCAUCAAGUGACACUCAUGGCUGACGGCCGGGUUCUUCCAGAGUGUGGAACCUACGAAAGACACCCCUUCUUGCAAAGUAUUCAGCAAUUCGCAGACGUGGAUGUUCGUGAUCUUUCUAGGUCUGGAAACUGGGACAGACUUGUCCGGCCAGCAUACCAGUGGCGAAAAUUAACCUACGUCGAAGAUGCCCUCCCUGCAUUGUCAGGAAUUGCAAAAGCUGUCCAGGCAGAGACUAGGGGGACAUAUCUAGCGGGAUUGUGGUUAGAAACCAUCUUUUCCGAUUUGUUGUGGGAGAAGUUCACACGUUAUGGAUCAUUCACCGUCUUCAUUCUUUCAAUAGUGGCACCAGAGACUUACGUUGCCCCGUCUUGGAGUUGGGUGCGAUCAUUAGGAACAAUACCACAUAAACAGCCGCGUACGAACAACAUAAAUGCCGAGAGCGAAGUAUUGGAAGCCAAGAUGGACCUAAUGGGUCCCGAUCCGUUCGGAAGGAUCUGCGGGGGCCACUUAUUGAUCCGAGGGAAAUGUUACGCCAUGGAUGCUGCUCAAAUAACUAAUGCGCCAGAUAAUAGGCCAAUGGGGCUUUUUCGUUCUUUUAGAGUGGGUGGAGAGUACGUCAGCUACUGUGACCUUGAUAAUUUUGCGACGAGGGAAAUAACUAUAAGUUUGAAAAUGCUUUUUCUUGGGAGCAUACCCAAGACAGAAAACGAGCCGGAAGCUAUGGCUGGACUACUCUUGUUUCCGACGACAGAAGGGAAUGCUUGGAUAAGGAUAGGUAUUUUUGCCUUGGUACGUUCCGAAAAUAGCUGUAGUGGAAGGCCGUUUUUUGAGAGUUGUGAGACGGAAACGGUGAAGAUUGUAUGA